CCGCCCCAGCGAGGGGACCUCCUUCCCCCCGCCGACGCGGGGGCCGAGCGCUCGGGGCACUCUCCGAGUCCCGGCCCCUCGUCGUCGCCGCCGCGCGGUGAUUCCCGCGGAGCCGCGCGCGCCCCCGGCCGGGAGAGUUCCCAGACCGAGAGGAGAGUCGCAGGAGCCGGUGGGACGCGAUGCGAGCCAGCGCGCCCCUUCCCUGCGGGACGGGAGGCCGGGUCCCGGGACGUUGCCUCUGACGUCGGGAGCCGGUGGCCUGUGGCAGGGAGAAGCGCGUCGCACGGUCGGCACCCCGUGCGGGCGGCCUGGCCGCCUGAGCCAGAGGCCUCGGCCGCUGCAGGCGAGACCGACCGGCGGACGGCGAUGGCGCCGUAGAGCGUCGGGAUGGCAGCCCAGCGGAUCCGCGCCGCCAACGCCAGCGGCCUCCCCCGGUGCAGGUCCGAGGGGACGCUGAUCGACCUGAGCGAAGGGUUUUCGGAGGCGAGCUUUAACGAUGUCAAAGUGCCUUCCCCCAGUGCCUUGCUGGGAGACAACCCCACGCCCUUCGGGAACGCCAAGGAAGUGGUCGCCAUCAAGGACUACCGGCCCAGCAACUUCACCACCCUGAAGUUCUCCAAGGGCGACCGCCUGUACGUGCUGGACACGUGCGGCGGCGAGUGGUGGUAUGCCCACAACACCACGGAGAUGGGCUACAUACCCUCCUCGCACGUGCGGCCCCUGAGCUGCCGGGACUCCACCCUGAGCGACAGCGGGGUGAUCGACCUGCUCCCCGACAGCCCCAGCGAGGCGGCCAGGGAGUUCGAGGCGCCCGGGGGGUGGACGGACGACCAGAAGGGGUCCGGCAGGACCCACAGCAACAACCCUUUCUGGAACGGGGCCCAGACCAACCCGUUCCUGAACGGGCACCUGCCGGUGGGGCCCAGCGUGGAGGAGCUGGCCCCCAAGAGUACCGUGGACUUGCUGCUCUUCGACACGGGCCCGUCCGCCUUCACCGACGGCGGCUCGGCCACCGCCAACGGCCCCGGCCCCGGCUUGGACAGGCCGCCGGCCGCCGAUCAGCUGCUCGCCGAGGGGCCCGCCAGGCGGGACAACCCGUUCUUCAGAAGCAAGCGCUCCUACAGCCUGUCGGAGCUCUCCGUCCUCCAAGCCAAGUCCGACGCGCCCGCCUCCUCGGGGUUCUUCACGGGCCUGAAGUCCCCGGUCCCCGAGCAGUUCCAGAGCCGGGAGGACUUCCGGGCGGCCUGGCUGAGCCACCGGAAGCUGGCUCGGUCUUGCCACGACUUGGACUUGCUGGGCCAAAGCCCCGGGUGGGGCCAGACCCAGGCGGUGGAGACGAACAUCGUGUGCAAGCUGGACAGUUCGGGGGGCUCCGUGCAGCUCCCCGACACCGGCAUCAGCCUCCACGUGCCCGAGGGCCACGUGGCCCCGGGGGACACCCAGCAGAUCUCCAUGAGGGCCCUCCUGGACCCGCCCUUGGAACUCAACAGCGACAGGUGCUGCAGCGUCAGCCCGGUGCUGGAGGUGAAGCUGAGCACCUUGGAGGUGAGGACCGCCCUGGUCCUGGAGAUGACGGCGUCGGCCGAGGUGAAGAGCGACGUGCUCAGCAAAAGCACGGUGGGCCUGCAGUGCCUGCGGAGCGACCUGAAGGAGGGGCCCUAUGUCCCCGUCCCCCUCACCUACAGCUACGGCGACACGGUGCAGGUGCACCUGGACAACCUGGAGCCCUGCAUGUACCUGGCCAUCGUCGCCCACGGCCCCAACAUCCUCUACCCUUCCACCGUGUGGGACUUCAUCAACAAGAAGGUCACUGUGGGGCUCUACGGCCCCAAACACGUCCACCCGUCCUUCAAGACGGUGGUGACCAUCUUCGGGCACGACUGCGCCCCGAAGACCCUCCUGGUCAGCGAGGUCCCCCGCCAGGCCCCCAGCCCCGCCCCGGUGGCCCUGCAGCUCUGGGGCAGGCACCAGUUCAUCCUGUCCCGGCCGCAGGACCUCCAGGUCUGCGUGUUCUCCAACAUGACGCACUACGAGGUCAAGGCCAGCGAGCAGGCCAAGGUCGUGAGGGGCUUCCAGAUGAAGCUGGGCAAGGUGAGCCGCCUCAUCUUCCCCAUCACCUGCCAGAGCCCCGGCGAGCUCUCGGACUUCACCCUGAGGGUGCAGGUGAAGGACGGCCAGCAGGCCAUCCUGACCCAGUUCUGCGUCCAGACCCCCCAGCCGCCCCCCAAAAGUGCCAUCAAGCCGUCCGGGCAGAGGCGGUUCCUCAAGAAGAACGAGGUCGGCAAAAUCAUCCUGUCCCCGUUUGCCGCCACCACCAAGUACCCCACCUUCCAGGACCGCCCCGUGUCCAGCCUCAAGUUCGGCAAGUUGCUCAAGACCGUGGUGCGGCAGAGCAAGAACCACUACCUGCUGGAGUACAAGAAGGGGGACGCCAUUGCCCUGCUCAGCGAGGAGAAGAUCCGGCUGAAGGGGCAGCUGUGGACCAAGGAGUGGUACAUCGGCUACCACCAGGGCAAGGUGGGCCUCGUGCACGCCAAGAACGUGCUGGUGGUGGGCCGGGCGCGGCCCAGCCUCCUGCCGGGGCCCGAGCUGAGCACCUCGGUGCUGCUGGAGCAGAUCCUGCGGCCCUGCAAGUUCCUCACCUACAUCUACGCCUCCGUCCGGACGCUGCUCAUGGAGAACAUCAGCAGCUGGCGUGCCUUCGCUGACGCCCUGGGCUACGGGAGCCUGCCGCUCACCUUCUUCUGCCGCGCGGAGCUGGACAGCGAGCCCGAGCGGGUGGCGUCCGUGCUGGAGAAGCUGAAGGAGGACUGCAACAACGCCGAGAACAAGGACCGGAAAUCCUUCCAGAAGGAGCUCAUGAUGGCCUUGCUGAAGAUGGACUGCCAGGGCCUGGUGGUCAGGCUCAUCCAGGACUUCGUGCUCCUGACCACGGCCGUCGAGGUGGCACAGCGCUGGAGGGAGCUGGCAGAGAAGCUGGCCAAGGUGUCCAAGCAGCAGAUGGACGCGUACGAGUCUCCCCACCGGGACCGGAACGGGGUCGUGGACAGCGAGGCCAUGUGGAAACCUGCAUACGACUUUCUGCUCACCUGGAGCCACCAGGUCGGGGACAGCUACCGUGACGUCAUCCAGGAGCUGCACACGGGCCUGGACCGCAUGAGGAACCCCGUCACCAAGCGCUGGAAGCACCUCACGGGGACGCUCAUCCUGGUGAACUCCCUGGACGUGCUGCGCGCGGCCGCCUUCAGCCCGGCCGACCAGGACGACUUCGUGAUCUGAGCGGAUGCCCCGCCCCCACCAGGGCGCUGCCGCCGCUGCUGCCGCUGCCGAGGGGGCCUGUGCAGUCACGUUGCUGGGAGCGGGCGACCGACUGCCCCGCCAGAGGAGGGCGGCUCCGGGCCGGCCCCGCGCCCCAGGACCAAGCACACGGACAGACAGACGCUCCACCCGCCGCCUCCAUCACGGGGGAGGCCCAAGGGGAACGCCCACGGCAGGUCGUUGCCAAUCAGAUAGCUUUCUCUGUGUUCAGUAUAAACGUACAUUUAAAACCCCCUUUUAAAGUGUGGGGAGGAGGGGACGUAUGAGAAAGGUGAUAGUAGUUUUUUAAUGGACCACAGAGGUUCAAAACAAACAUGUCACGGGGCAGACGCUCUGGAGGUUUUUACGUUCUCUGAAGACCUUUUUAAAUUAUGUUACAGGUGUACAUCGGUAUUUAAACGUCCUCGGGGGCAUUUCCUACGCUCAGACACGCUCGCGUUUCCACGCCUGGCACGGGAGCCACUUUUGUUCGCGUGUUGGGCCUUUUUUCACUUUGUACUUGUAAAAAAACAAAACAAAACCGUGAAUCGGGGAGGAACCGUGGUUAGUCCUUCCGUGAGUGUAGUUCAACCCUGUGCUUUCCGAGAACGUUCUGGGCCCUCUUUUUUUCUUAUCUUCCACGCCUUCACCUCGUGGUGCAGUGAAGGAGGGGCCACGGCGCUCGUGGACCGUCUUGUGGGCAGAGUUCAGUCCGACGUGAGGCGUCGGCGUCCUGGAGCCCAGGGAGCAGCGGGGCCGGGCGUCUCAGGGCCCCUGCUCGUCCCAGGGAGCAGUCCCAGGCGCGAGUGAGGCGGUCCCCACAAAACGGCCCCUUCCCCCCGCCACCCCGGCGUCCUGAAGGAGCCUCGGCCGCCCAGGACACCCUGUGCCAGGUGCCUGCUGCCGUCUGCCAAACUCUCUCGGCUUCCUUUUGUCGAGAUGGAACCCCUCUCCCCUCCUGGCGUUCCCACAUCUCCUGGGAAAUGAAUGGUGUGGGGAAGCCGUUUCAUUGACAACAUAGAGAUUGUCUGUCUGAGCAGGAUGGACAAUGGGAAGGCUUCCCACGUCAAAUGGGGGACCUGGCGGCACGUCCCACCGACAACCGUUACCGCUGCGGGUGGAGUGUCUGUGCUGAGCUUCACGCUGCCGCCGUAGUCCUGGCGUCUCGGAGGGAGACGGGAGAAACACCGCCAGUACCCAGCAAACCCCCAGAGUCAGUCCCCGGGGACGUGCCUGGACACGCCCAGAUCCGGAACCUCACUCUCUGAAUCGGCGGCUUUGAAUCACGAGAACUACUGGGUGUAAUCCAUGAAGAAUCCCUUGUUGGGCUGAAACACUCUUAGGCUUCUACUGAUUUGGAUCCUGAAGAUCAGCGGGCUAGGAAAAACGACACACACACAAAAAAAACCACUAUGUAUUUUAUGCUGCAAGAACCAAGAUACACAAUUCCCCAGUCAUCCCAUGUGAUGACCUGAAAUCCCGCUUUCCGACGACCCGCCCUCCUUCUCUCCAGAGACCCCCCCCCUUUCUCCCCAAAGAAGACACGGAACCAGUUGCACCUUAAACCAUGGAUAUUUUUCCUCAGGGGCUUCAAAUAGUUUCCUAUGCAACAUGUCUUGUAGCACAAACUAAAUUCUACAAAAGUUGCAGUAAACUUUAUUUGGAUAUUUUGACCUGUUAA
Messenger RNA from Phyllostomus hastatus (greater spear-nosed bat), 4978 nucleotides. RefSeq names its product SH3 domain binding protein 4 (gene SH3BP4). The transcript is spliced from 6 exons. Gene Ontology annotation, cellular component: cytoplasm. Lineage: Eukaryota; Metazoa; Chordata; Mammalia; Chiroptera; Phyllostomidae. The record is from RefSeq and is a predicted model, not a curated record. The coding region runs from base 388 to 3279 and encodes 963 amino acids. Gene Ontology annotation, molecular function: protein binding.